AUGACGCUUGUCUUCCCGGGUUCCGAGAUCCCCAUUCCCUCAUCCUCCAAGUCUGUCACUUUUGGCCCAGGAAUCGCGGCCUCGACGUCCCGCGCCGACCUGAACAGCUCUGAGCCCUCGGAGCCUCGUUAUGUCGCGACCCGUAUGGGCCUGUUGUCCUCGGCAAAGGGCAAGGACCGCAGCGAGAGUCUCUGGGUCGAGGGCGUGAGCAAGCGUUAUAUUCCUGCCCAGCGCGAUAUUGUGAUCGGCACCGUCAUUGCGCGCCAUGCCGAGGGAUACCGUGUCGACUUGGGUGGCGCACACAUGGCCCGUCUGGAUGCACUGGCAUUCGAGGGCGCUACCAAGCGUUCCAAGCCAAACCUCAAGGUUGGCUGCCUCGUGUAUGCCCGUGUGUCGCUCGCCAACCGCGACAUGGAGCCCGAGAUUGAGUGCUUUGACCCGGCAACCGGCAAGGCCGAGGGCUUUGGCGAGCUCAAGAGCGGUCUCAUGGUGUCGUGCUCGCUUCAGUUGGGUCGCAAACUCCUCAGUCCCAAGUACCCUCUUCUCCCCCUCCUCGCCGCCCACAUCCCCUUCGAGACUGCGAUUGGUCUCAAUGGCCGUAUCUGGUUCAAGACCGCCGAGGUGGGGCAGACCAUCGCCCUGCACCGCGUGAUUGAGGCUGUCGACGCCGGAGAGCUUGCGGUCGAGAAGGCCGACAUUGACCGCGCCGUCAAGGACUUUUUGGCUUAG
Apiotrichum porosum is the source of this 729-nucleotide messenger RNA. RefSeq names its product exosome non-catalytic core subunit rrp40 (gene RRP40). Gene Ontology annotation, molecular function: RNA binding. Lineage: Eukaryota; Fungi; Basidiomycota; Tremellomycetes; Trichosporonales; Trichosporonaceae. Bases 1 to 729 code for a protein of 242 amino acids. Gene Ontology annotation, cellular component: nuclear exosome (RNase complex); cytoplasmic exosome (RNase complex). The record is from RefSeq and is a predicted model, not a curated record. Gene Ontology annotation, biological process: TRAMP-dependent tRNA surveillance pathway; exonucleolytic trimming to generate mature 3'-end of 5.8S rRNA from tricistronic rRNA transcript (SSU-rRNA, 5.8S rRNA, LSU-rRNA); poly(A)-dependent snoRNA 3'-end processing. The transcript is spliced from 3 exons.